CAUCGCAUUCAAGCUAAACUAAUUCUUCGGGUUAAUGGUGAUGUACCACAUGCGAACGGGGAAAAAGUAGCCCCGAUUAUUUUUUUUUUUUUGCAAAAUCCAGUUACAGUUUGCACACGAGUAUAAUGCUCUAUUAGAAAAGCCAGCAAGUAGAACAUAUUCUCUCUUGCAAACAACCAUCAUCAAAAUGCUUUUGAAGAACCUUUUACAUUGACCAAAUGGUUACUUUCAACAUCAAAUCUAUCCGAUUUGUCAUUUAAGCCAAUGCUGUUAACACACUUUUUGUGAGUUUCAUACCUACAUAGGGUCAUUACAGGAAUCGCUGUGUACUAGAGCUAAUUUAGCUUCAUUCGGCUGUGGAGAAGUUGCUUCAAGUUUCCCGCAGUUUUGAGACUCCAGAGCUUGAUGCCAUCAUGAUUUCCAGGGAAAUGCCAAGCUCAAAGACGCAUCCCUGUCUUUCCAGGCCAAAACAGGGGUUUCUUGAAGGUUUGGACCCCCUGGGUACCCCCCAAAACCGCCUAAAACACUACCAUUUUUUAUGUACUAAAGCCGAAAAUCAGCUCUUUGGAGCGCAUUUUUAAAGGUCUAUCUCCGGAAUAUUAAAACAAUUUUGUAAGAAAAGGUUUCAAUGUCUUAAUUCUUGAACUAUAAGAAUAAACGCUAAUUUCUGGGCGGUUUUAAAGGGCCACCCCACCCCCCUUCAUAGUAGGACAUUCAAAUUUCCCACUCUUUUUGACGGUCAGCUGACGAGCCAAAUUGGCGCGAAAAUUUGAGAAAAAUCGACGAAAAAAUAGAGAAAAGAGCCAAAAAUUAGUGGAAAGUUUGUAAAAAGAACCUAUAAUGAAACCCCUGUUCAAUCUUUCUGGUCGCCCUGGGUAUGAAGUGGGGUUGGUGGCUUGGUUCAGUCGCAAUUUCAGACGCCAUAUUCGUGAUUCUCAGUUCGUCGAGUGAACAUCUCUUUGAAAACCUUUUUGUUCAAGACACUUUUUGAAACUUUCAAAAAGUUAUCUUGUGUUUCGUGCAUCCAACUCAACUGUGCUCAUGUUGUCCUCGUUUCUAGAACACUUCAGCUUGGUUUCCAUGCCAGAAUUCAUCAUGGGGAGCUACUUUUUCAAAAUGAUGUCCAAGGCCGACGAUGAAAUGGCCCAGCCUCGAACUUUGGAGGAACUGCUCCGGGAUUUUAGCUCGACUAAGAUUGCCAAGGAGACAGAUCUCAACCAAGUGGUUGAAUCGAAAGUGUGGAGCCACAAAUUUCGGGAGCAUCUUCGGAAGAACACAAUGACGGACGAGGAGACCCUUCUGAAGUUUCUCGUCCUGACCCAACCAUUACAAGCCAAUCAUGACAUUUGUCUCAAUAAGAAGAGGAAACCUUGUCUGAGCAAGAAAGAGACAGAGAUCCUCGUGAAACGGGCUGUGAUGGAGUUCUUCUCCGAGAAUAGUGAGGAACAAUUGUGCUUGUCCAAUCAAGAUCUAUUCCAAUCCUUAUUUGAGAGCUCAAAGCGGCUUGCCCGUGGUGGAAAAGUUCACAAAGACGACCUCACGUUGCUCCUCACGGCCAGAACAGAUUUGGAUGUUUGGUACGAUGGACUUGAACCCGAGUUCAUGAGGUUCAUCCAAAGGAUUGGACCUUCAGCAAUUGCCUGCAUUCUAAGUAUUUUGUAAAUUAGUUAAACAUCCAGUUUUCUAGCUCUAUCCCCUCAUUUCCAAACCUUGUACAAAUGUACAUACUCAAUUACCAAAACGGAAUAAAAGAGUAUUUUACCACGAAUCUGAAAUCAUAA
Molecule: messenger RNA, 1781 nt
Organism: Tigriopus californicus
Lineage: Eukaryota; Metazoa; Arthropoda; Copepoda; Harpacticoida; Harpacticidae
Exons: 2
Coding region: 1042-1662 (206 amino acids)
Source: RefSeq, a predicted model, not a curated record